AUGCUAUCAGAUGCUGCAGAGGAACAGAAAGUUCCAGAUUCAAGUGUAAAAACCCGUUCGGCGUUAUUAAAACAUGAAUUAGACACGGAGCAUUCAAUUGAUUGGACAUCUUGGAGAAUUCUAGCUAAAGACAGUUCAAGUUACCGUUUAUUAAUGCAGGAAUCUUUGGCAAUAUUGGACAAACAACCAGAACUAAAUCGAACCGUAUGCAGUGUGCCAUUAGUGAUUUUUCCAGAUGGUUUACAAAGGAUCAAACCCACAGUUAAAUUAAAACAGUGGCAUUAA
Didymodactylos carnosus is the source of this 285-nucleotide messenger RNA. The record is from the annotation of a GenBank genome assembly. Lineage: Eukaryota; Metazoa; Rotifera; Eurotatoria; Philodinida; Philodinidae.